This is a messenger RNA of Setaria italica (foxtail millet), 1931 nucleotides long. Its product is annotated as ent-isokaurene C2-hydroxylase. The transcript has 2 exons. Gene Ontology annotation, molecular function: heme binding; monooxygenase activity; oxidoreductase activity, acting on paired donors, with incorporation or reduction of molecular oxygen. NCBI's taxonomy places the organism in Eukaryota, Viridiplantae, Streptophyta, Magnoliopsida, Poales, Poaceae. The record is from RefSeq and is a predicted model, not a curated record. Bases 224 to 1810 code for a protein of 528 amino acids.
UUGUAUAUCUCUAAUAGACUCGUAAGUCAUAAUUUAUAUUUUCUUUACGUGAUACGGUAUCACUGUUGAUGUUGAUGUGACAUUGAAGGAGAAACAGGACACUUCAAUUCUCUGGUACGUACCGGCCGAUGGAUACAUUAUUCAGUGAUGAUGAGUUGAAUGCAACCACAGGUAGCUUGCCAGAAAUCACCACUACUUACACCAGCACGCUCGCCGGCCAACAAUGGAGGCGACGACGCUGCCGCUGCUUGGCCUGCUGCUCGUUCUACCCCUCUUCCUCAUCAAGCUCGUCGCCAGGAGCUACGCCCCGGCGUGGUCACGGCCCGGGAAGCCGCCGCCGCCGCCGCGCCUGCGCCUGCCUCCGGGGCCAUGGCAGCUGCCGCUCAUCGGCAGCCUCCACCACCUCCUCCUGUCCCGCCACGGCGACCUCGCGCACCGGGCGCUGCGCGACCUGUCCCGGCGGCACGGCGACCUCAUGCUGCUCCGCCUCGGCGCCGUGCCGACGCUGGUGGUGUCCUCGGCGGAGGCGGCCAGGGAGGUGAUGAGGACCCACGACGCCGCGUUCGCGAGCCGGCACGUGACGCCGACGCUGGCCGUGUUCAGCGUCGGGGGCCGCGACAUCCUCUUCUCCCCCUACGGCGACCUGUGGCGCCAGCUCCGGCGGAUCUGCGUGCUCGAGCUCUUCUCCCCGCGCCGUGUCCGGUCCUUCCGCCGCAUCAGACAGGAGGAGGCCGCGAGCCUCCUCCGCUCCGUCGCCGACUCCUGCGCCUCCGCCGCCCAGGGUGACGCGGGCGGCACGGUGGUCGACAUCGGCGAGAGGAUCUGCCGCGCGAUGAACGACACCGUGGUGCGGUCGGCCGUCGGCGGCCGGUGCGCGCGGCGCGACGAGUUCCUGCGCGAGCUCCAAACGGCCGUGGCGCUCACCGGCGGCUUCAACCUGGCCGACCUGUACCCGUCGUCGCGGCUGGUGCGCCGGCUCAGCCGCGCGCUGCGGGAGACCGAACGGUGCAACCGGACCGUGCGCGACAUCAUGGACGAGAUCAUCCGCGAUCAGUCCGCCGGCGGCGGACGCGAGGAGGAGGAGGACGACGACAACCUGCUGGCCGUGCUGCUGAGGCUGCAGAGGGACGGCGAUGCGCAAUGCCCGCUUACCACAGAGAUCAUCACCACCGUCAUCAUGGAAAUUUUUGCAGCAGGGAGCGAGACCUCAUCAACAACACUAGAAUGGGCAUUGUCAGAGCUGACGAGGAACCCAAGGGUGAUGCACAGGGCUCAAUCUGAGGUUCGAGAGGCCUUCAAAGGCCAAUACAAGCUAACCGAGGCGGACAUGGAGAAGCUCAACUACCUCGCUAUGGUGAUCAAGGAGACGCUGCGCCUCCACGUCCCAGUCCCAUUCCUGCUCCCGCGGGAGUGCCGGGAGGAGCCCUGCCGCGUCAUGGACUACGACAUCCCCAAAGGAACCAAGGUGCUCGUGAACGCAUGGGCGAUCGCCAGGGACGGCCGGUACUGGCAGGAUCCGGAGGAGUUCAUGCCGGAGCGGUUCGAGGGGUCUGAUGUGGAUUUUAGAGGCGCCGACUUCGAGUUCACCCCCUUCGGCGCCGGCCGGCGGAUGUGCCCCGGCAUGGCACUCGGGCUCGUGAACAUGGAGCUGGCGCUCGCGGGGCUCCUCUACCACUUCGACUGGGAGCUUCCGGGGGGAGGAGGAGGAGAGGAGCUUGAUGGCGACAUGUGUGAGGCGUUUGGGAUCACGGUGAAGAGGAAGGACAAGCUCGUGCUGCGCGCCACGCCACGGAUUCCGUGCGCGUACUAGCUGACAUUGCUCGUGAUCUGCCCGGCUAGCUCUGACGGCACAGUGCAGGGUGUAGCAGAGUAAAUUAACCGCUGUAACAAUAAAGUAAUAAAGUAACGUACUCCGUGCGCGUAUUAGCUGA